AUUUUCAAAUGAUAAUUCGCAAAGAGCAAGAAGAUUUUAUGCAAAGAAUGGUAAUACCUCCAUCAACAGCUGAUAAUGAAGCACUUUUAGAGAAUAUUCUCGUGAUGAUUGUUUGCAUACUGAACCGAAUCCCUGUUUUUAUUAUCGGUGCUCCUGGAAGUUCAAAAUCCUUGGCAGUAAGAAUCAUCAGCUCAAAUUUAAGAGGAGCGGAUUCUGAAGACGAAUAUUUCAAAACAUUACCACAGGUCUACUUUAUACCACAUCAAGGUUCAGCGUCAUCAACUUCGGCAGGUAUCGUCAAGGUUUUCGAUAAAGCGAAAAACUACCAAAAGACAAGUUCAAAAGCAUAUCCUGUGCAAGCUGUAGUUCUUCUUGACGAAGUUGGUCUAGCAGAAACUAGUCGAUUUAAUCCCUUAAAAGUUCUUCAUGCUCUUUUAGAACCUGGUUUUUCUAGGGAAGACUUUACAGAAAUUUCGGAAGCAUCAGUUGUUGAUAAGUCUAAAGAAAAUUUAAAAGCAAGCUCAAAUGAAAAAUCAAACAAAAAAUCAAAUGAAAAAUCAAAUGAAAAAUCUAAUGAAAAAUCAAAUGAAAAAUCUAAUGAAAAAUCUAAUGAAAAAUCAAAUGAAAAAUCUAAUGAAAACUCAAAUGAAGAUUUAAUCACUUCCGAAGAAGCUUCUAUGGUAAUAAUUAAUAGCGAUGGAGAUAAAGCUAUAGUAGAAGGAUCAUUAUCGUUAAUGCCAGAUAAUAAAAAUGAUAGAAAUGAAAACUCAUUAAUAUCAGAUAAUAGCAAAAAAGAUUGUAAAAAAGAAUUUAAUGAUGAUCCAGCAGUGUCAGUUGUUGGCAUUAGUAAUUGGCGUCUGGAUAAUAGUAAAUCAAGCAGAGCAUUACUUGUGCAACGACCAAAAUUUGGCGUUGAGGACCUUAUCUUAACAGCUUCCAUGCUUUUGGAUGACAAAACUAAAAAUGGAAUCGCAGAUUCCAAACUCAGGCAACUUGCUGAUGCCUACCUUGAUUAUGAAAAGAAUCAAAAGUAUAAAAACUUUCACGUGAGUACAUUGGAACUAGGGUUGAUAAGAAAUUUUGGAGGAACUGAUCAGACCAAAUUAAUAUGCGAAAAAUAUUUCGGCAAGGUACUAAAUUCUUUCAGUAGCAAUAAGAACUAUAAUUAUACACCAAUUCCUGUAGAACGGCUCAUAAACGAAAACCUUAAUCGAAAAGACACACGACAUUUAAUGGUCAUUGGAAAAAGUGACUCUUUAGUUAACAUCCUAACCUAUCAUGUACGAAAUCAACAGUUAGACCCUGUUGUGCUUUGUGGCUCACAAUUUCCCGAUGACGGCGAUGGUGACUAUUUGUAUGCUGUUUUAAGCAGGAUAAUGAUGUGUGUUGAAGCCGGAAGACCUUUGAUUCUCACAGAUUUAGACAUCAUCUAUGGAAGUCUUUAUGAUUUAUGGAAUCAGAAUUACAUCACUCUCGGCAAUCGUGAAGAUAUAAAGUAUUUUACAAGAGUUGCACUUGGUGCUUAUUCCAACCCAAUGUUAUAUGUACAUCCAGACUUUAAAUGUAUUCUAGUAAUGGACGAAAAUAAACUCGAAUACACUGAUCCACCUCUGCUCAAUCGAUUUGAGAAACAACGAUUAACCAUUAAUGAUAUACUUUCUGAACAUCACAAUGAACUUUGUAAUGCUUUGUUUAAAUGGGUUCGUCAGAUAUCAACAGUACAAGGGGUUGCGCCAAAUGAAUUCACCGAAAAAGAUAUUUUUAUAGGAUUUAACAAAGAAGAAACUAUUCAGAGUUUAGUAUUUGAUCAGUGCAAAAUGGAGGAAAAAGAUGGAGAUGACGAGUUAACAUUAAAGAGAUGCAAGGAGAGAUUAAUAACUAUUGCUUCAUCAGAUGGUAUUGUGCGCGCAAAGAAAUCUCUCUUAUUCAUGCAGAAACCCCAAGAAGUCAAUGAAUUGUGUAAUUCCUAUUUUAAUAGUGGAUUACAUGAUGAUAUUGAGUCAUGUUUAAGGAUAUUACUUGGUGAUAAAAAAAAUCGAAAGAAUAAAGAGGCACAAUUAAUAAUAGUAAACACAUUUUCAAAUAUUAACGCUGAUGUUAAGGCUUGCUUAGAUACAUUAGAGAUAAAUUGUCAAGUAGAUAAACUUUCGACAUUUAAAACAGAAGCUCAACUCCAAGAUCGGAUAAAACGCUUUUGGCUGGAUAGUAGUGAUGAACUUUUAGUUUUACAAUGUGAUCAAUCAAUGAUAAAUUCCAGUUGCAUCAAGUUAGCAAAAUUCAUUAUUGAACAAAUAAGAGCAAAAUACUUGGAGAAAAAACGAAAGAGUGAUAUUGAUGUACCAGUAAAACAUGUUUGCAUCAUUCUCCAUAUUCAUCGUGAACAGAAAACUACGUCUUAUUUUGACUUUAUGUGUGGAUGGAAUCAGAUUACUGUUGGAACUCUGACACCAGAAGAGAAGGACUUGCCAAUAUUUCUGGGUGGAAAAAUUAUAAAUGUCAUGAAUUCGGUUUUACCAUUUGAAGAAAUUUUAGAGCAAGAGCUACUAUGGAGUCUUUUGUGUAUUAAGUAUCCAUUGACAAUGGAUUCUGUAGAACAUAUCAAAUACCUUGUCAAUGAAAUUCCCAAACAUCUGCGAUUUGUAAAAGUGAUGAAACAAAAAACAUUGAAAUGGUUAGAUGAGAACGCUUCAGCAAAUUGGCAAUUAAAGGUUGCCACUGACAAGCGAGUACUUUAUUUACAUUCAUCCUUCUGCGCCGCUCUUCAAGCAUAUAUACGAAUCACUGUGAGAAAACAUAUCGCUAAAUUAUUAUGUGUACUUGAAAGACUUUCUACUCUCAAAACUUUACUAAAUCUCGAAUGUAAAAACGGUGAUAACUACCUUAUCGAAUUUUGGUAUCAGAUGUUUGACAAUAAUAAUGUUAUCGAUAUUGAAUACUUGAUGGAUCCGAAACCUGACUGUUAUCCCAUGGCAAGCGGUCCAUACACCAUGGAAUUUCCCUUCUCUUAUUAUAUUAUCAAGCAAAUUAAUCUUUACGAAAAGCUUUAUUUAGAAGACAUUAAAAUACUUAAAGAAGACAAAAAUAAUAUCGACUAUUAUACUGGUGAUCUAUUAGAUAAUGUACUUGCCGAUUGUUUUGAAAGAUUCCAGAACAUUUUAUCAAAAAUUCCUGCAUUAAAAGAUGCGCCCUCUCAAAUAGCUCCUGACUUAUAUUACAAAGAUUUUCUUACCUUCAUCUCUUCUAAUCAUGGAGGCCACGAAAACAUUAAACUUAUCAACCUUCUACUACUUAGACGUUUGGGUAAAAAGUUAAUCCUAAAUCCUAUCAGACUUCACACAUAUUGGUGGGCAAAAUCUGAUAUUGUGUUAGCUGAGUUACAGUUAGUUAAACUUUGUCCUUCAAUCACUGAUGAAUUAGCUAAAGAUAUAAAUGACGGUUUCGAGAACUUUGAAAAAGAUCUACUAGAUAUAGCCGCUCAGUUGACAUUGGAUAGUAUCUACAUGAUAAAUAAUAAAAAACAAUUGGAGCAGUGGCAGCUUGAGGCCUCCAAAAUACUGCUACUUUGUUCAGAGCUCUCAACGGGUUCUUUAUCUCCUUCUCACCAACUUCUAAAUGUAUGCAACGAUCUCGUUUCAAAACAAGUAAUUCCUUAUGAUAGUCUCUUGACAGUUGUUGACAUUGGACGUAAUAAUGGUCUUUCGGAUACCAAGUUCAUUGAUCAUAUUUUUAAAUUUUUUGACUCAAAAAAUACAUAUCCGAAUACCAUUGCAAGACAAAAUUUUGUGCUAAGUAUUUUAGAUAUUAUUCCUCUUGAAUCGCCUACUCGUUUGCACUUUUAUGAAAAGUUGUUUGAAAAAGCUCAGCCAUUACCUUUCACGGCCUUUAUAGUACUUUGCAUCUUUCGUUCUGAGGAAAAAGACCUAUUCUCAGCUAUAAUCAGGAAUGCAAAUGAGGUAUUACAUUUCUCCCCAAGACUUAAUAUAAUAAAUAAACAAUUAGAAAAGAAUUCGUGUGAUUCACAACUAGCGGCACUAUGCUGUGAUGUUAUUCAAAAAGAAUUUUUCGCAAAUGUGGAGUUUGAUAGACUUAAAGGGUUAUUCCAUGAUGCUUUACGAGUUUUGUGUUCUAAAAAUGUUAAACCAUUACAGCUUGUUUGUGCUAUAGCUUUAUUAAAGCAGUUUGUAAAUAGUUUUUGGUCAUCAUUAACCAUAAGCAAUGCUUUGAUUGAGUCGAUGAAUUUUAAUUCCAUAGAUUCAAACAAAUUCAUGGUCGAGCUGAAUGGAUUGAUGCAAAGUCGACAUCCACAAGUCCAAUCACUCAAAUACUAUUUUCUCAAGAGAUUACGAAUUCGUGGUUUCUCAAUGAAUGACCUUAAACAAUUCUGUAAUAUUCAGCAAAAAAAUUUACCAUGGCUUUCUGAUUUACCAUGGAAUAAAGAUAAUGAUUCCCGACUACCCUUUAAUCCUUACUUUUUGCUUGAUGAAUAUGAUAAUGCAGACGAUUCUUUGAACGGAGCUCAGUUAAAUAGCGUUUUGAAGAAGCUUUCAUCAGCUAAUUGCGUUAAUUUGCGCAUUACCUUUGUUGGGGUUAUUGUGGAUCGUUUAUAUUCAGUUCACGCAAUGCGCAGCUUGAAUGAAAAUGAAAAUGAAGUGAUUACUAAUUUAAGAGUAUUUUUGGAUACGAUUAAUUUAUCACCAGUUUAUAAACAGCUCAUGACAAGGCUUUUAGAUAAUGAUCAUCCUAUGCUUCAAAUUCAGACAAAUAUUGAUAAUAAAAAUUUAUUAAUUCGUUUGGUUAUCAUUCACAUACUCGCAGUUCAUGCAUCACUUCCAUCUGAUCAUUCACCAUUAACACAAUACCUUCACAGACUUCAAGAUGUUCAAAAUACAUAUAUAUUAACUUGUUCAUCUGAUGAAGAUGCAAUAUUAAUGGGUGCACUCAAUGAAUUCGCCUGGUACCAAUGUGGUUGUGGAUUUAAAUAUGUUGUUGGUGAAUGUGGCCAAACCAUGCAGAACCGAAGUUGCCCAAAAUGUGGUGCAACAAUUGGUGGGAAAGAUCAUGUAACAGCAGUAGGUCAAACAAGAUUAAACGCAAAUCAAGUUCGAAAUGUCAUCGCUAAUAGUGAUAAGACUGGUUAUUUAAUGGAGACUGGAUCAUUAGAACAAAGCAAAAGCGUUCGCGAAAUGACUACACCUUCUUACCGAAUCUUACAUCUUUUUAUUCAUGCACUUAUUUCCGUCUCCGCCUAUUCACAGACAUUUCUUAAAAAUAUUUCUGAUCCUAUUGCAUAUUGUUUGGAUCAUAUUACUAAAGAUUGGGACGUAUUAAAGUCUCUAUUGAACUGUAAUGAUGAAGAUUUGGCUUUAAUAUUACAUGAUAUACUUCAUUCGAUCGUUAAAGAUAAUAAAAUUUCGAACUCUGUAUUAGCAACUAGAGAUGCACGAACAAAUUGGGAGAAUCAAUUUACCAUGCGAUAUGUUAAUAAUCGGGCCAGAAAUCCUGCGGCAGCCACAAUAGAUUUCCGUAAUAAACUCCAGAGAGCAAAAAAUGAUAGAAAGAAAAAAAUCACUAUUUUUGAAGCAGAGAUAAAUGAAACUUUGACAUUUGAUGACACUUACAGCGCAAGACGAUUACCUAAACUAUGGAGACUUAUCGGAAAUACAAACUUUGCUAACUUUCGCGCAUUUUAUUCAAAUAAUGAAAAUUAUCAUACGAAUUUUCCAUUUAUUUCAAUAUUCUUCAAAUAUGAAAAGUUUUUACCACUUCUUAAACAUCUAUAUCACUUGGUUAAAUUUUCACGUAUACUUUCCAUGCGUCUUAAUUAUCGUAUUAAACGGAAUGAUGCGUUAAAUAUGACAUUCCGUCAAUUUAUUGUCGAAUAUGGAGAGCUUCAACAUUCUCUUAAAGUUGCAUUCGAUAAAUUUGCAGAAUCUUGGAACGCUGUAAUGCCACUUAUUGAUAGAUAUCAAUGUCAUGAUUUACCUACAAAUAAACCCAAGAUGAAUUUGGAUUGCCAGAUUGUUUUUGGUCUUGUAGAGGGUAAAGAUGCAGGUCUAUUUUUAUGUGCGGCAUUAGAAUAUUUAGUUGAUAUUCAAAAUAGAUUCCUACGCGACGUUAUGAACAUCCAAACUGGAACAUGCCAUUCAUUGAAAUUUAUUGAGCGUCAGACACGGUCAGACACUAAUGAUCCGUAUCUCAUCAAAUCUGUACGACUUGAAGAUGCUAGACAAACAAAUUUUAUUGAUUACGAAUGGAAUCCAAAAUUAUUAGAAUAUAGUCAACGUAUCCUUAAUGUUGGUAGAGGCAAGGAGAUUAUUUAUGAUCUUUAUAAAAUUGAAGCAGAACUUGUAAAAACUUUGGUGUUAAAUAAAACUUAUUUAGAACCCACUGAGCCAGGUGGACUUAUUCUAGAGCCAUUCUUCUACUGCAUGGAAAUGUUUCAAAGUUCCACUUCUAUAUUAUAUGAUAUUAAACAAAAGAUUAAACAAGAAUCGAUUCCACAAGGUAUGUUGGGAUUACUCACUGGUGGAGUUUCAUCAAACUAUCCUUCCGAAUUUAGCAGUAAAGCUGGAAUUACUGAGAUAAUAUUGUCAGACAAUGAAUCAGAACUAUUGUCUGCUUUAGAAUUGCUUUUAUGUUUCAUUAAGAGAACUGCUGGCAGUGAUGGAAAUAUAACACUUAAAAAUUAUAUUCAACAUUGGGUAAAGCUUUCUGUUCUCACUGAAAAUAAGGCACUAGAAAAGGUACUGAACACUGGUUUGCAACUCAAACAUGUUAUUGCGCUUUAUGAAAUCGUUGAAGGAAAAGUUGCAGAUAUUAUGAUAGAAAGUAUUACUGUAAAAUACAAAGCUAGUCUUACAAAAGAAAUAGAAAAAGAGAUAUUAGCAUCUUGUUCUUUUGAUGAAAAGGAUAUUAAACUUAAUGCGAAUCUUAUUCAAGCUGAAACAUUUAUGAAUGCAUUAAAACGAUUUACGUUCCGUCAGUUAUUAGUAGAAACUAUACGAGAGGAUCAUCCUUUAUCAGAAUAUUUAAAUCAGUCAUCCCUUUGCUGUUGGCCAGAUAGUAUAGAUGAAGACUCAAUUUUAGAAAUGUUUCCUACAUCACUUUUGAUAAAACAUACACAUGAAGCAUAUCACUUUAUAAAAAAAAGAAUAGAGAUGAUUGCUGCGGAAAAACAAAAGAUUGUGAGGCAGUCUAAUAUAUUCAAAGAAGAAGAAGGACAGAUAUUCAAGAAAUAA
This is a messenger RNA of Dentiscutata heterogama, 7238 nucleotides long. Lineage: Eukaryota; Fungi; Glomeromycota; Glomeromycetes; Diversisporales; Gigasporaceae. The record is from the annotation of a GenBank genome assembly.